AUGGCAGACCUCAACCUCAACGAGAUCCACGACUUCAUGAUCUCGGUCGCUAGAAGCGCCGCAGACCGCAUCACCUCUGCGACACCGACGACAUCGUCCUCGGGCUCGAAAAAGAACUCGGUCGACCUCGUCACGGAAACGGACCAGGCGGUUGAAAAGCUCAUUUCCACCUCGCUCCGCGAAAAAUACCCUGCGUUUGCCUUCAUGGGCGAGGAGACGUACGCGCCCGGCGACACGCUCACCGCCGCGCCGACCUUCGUCUGCGACCCCAUUGACGGCACGACCAACUUUGUGCACCGGUACCCGUACGUGUCGAUAUCGCUGGGGCUGGCCGUCGACCGCAAGCCUGUCGUUGGCGUCGUGUACAACCCCUUCACGCAGACGCUGUACUCGGCCAUCAAGGGCCAGGGCGCCUAUCUCAACCAGAGUGCCAGGUUGCCCCUCACGGAGCCGACGCCGCUGGAGACGCUGAACACGUGCUUGGUCGCUGUCGAGUGGGGGAGCGAUAGGAGUGGGAACGACUUCACGGUCAAGAGCGAGACGUUUAAAAAUCUCGCGGCCACAAAGGAGAACGGAGGGGGUAUGGUGCACGGGCUGAGAUCGUUUGGGUCUGCGGCACUGAAUCUGUGUGGAGUCGCGAGCGGAGGCUUGGAUAUCUAUUGGGAAGCCGGCUGCUGGGCGUGGGAUGUGUGUGCUGGCUGGAUCAUCUUGGAAGAAGCCGGCGGCAUCAUCGUCGAUGCGAACCCAGGGAACUGGGAGCCGAGGGUGGACGAGCGCAGAUACAUGGCUGUGCGCGGCGGUGAGGGUCAGAAGGAGAUAGUCGAAGAAUUCUGGGGCCUGGUGCAUGGCAAGUUCGAGGUCGGCGUAUGA
Molecule: messenger RNA, 870 nt
Organism: Ascochyta rabiei
Lineage: Eukaryota; Fungi; Ascomycota; Dothideomycetes; Pleosporales; Didymellaceae
Product: Inositol-phosphate phosphatase
Exons: 1
Coding region: 1-870 (289 amino acids)
Biological process (GO): phosphatidylinositol phosphate biosynthetic process; inositol metabolic process; signal transduction
Molecular function (GO): inositol monophosphate 1-phosphatase activity
Source: RefSeq, a predicted model, not a curated record